This is a messenger RNA of Chanos chanos (milkfish), 1271 nucleotides long. It is a transcript of the gene rpl4, whose product is annotated as ribosomal protein L4. Gene Ontology annotation, molecular function: structural constituent of ribosome. Bases 74 to 1204 code for a protein of 376 amino acids. Gene Ontology annotation, cellular component: ribosome. Gene Ontology annotation, biological process: translation. Lineage: Eukaryota; Metazoa; Chordata; Actinopteri; Gonorynchiformes; Chanidae. The record is from RefSeq and is a predicted model, not a curated record. The transcript has 10 exons.
CUUCCUUUUCUUCCGUGGCCGCCAUUGCAUGAGGAGCGUGGUUCCCGGCGUGCCGUGAAAAUAUACUUAUAAAAUGGCUUGUGCCCGACCGUUAAUCUCGGUCUACUCCGAAAAAGGAGAGACUUCAGGCAAAAAUGUGGUUUUGCCCGCCGUGUUCAGGGCUCCUAUCCGCCCUGAUGUGGUGAACUUCGUGCAUACCAACAUGCGCAAGAACAGCCGUCAGCCCUACUGUGUCAGUGAACUGGCUGGUCACCAGACCAGUGCUGAAUCCUGGGGUACUGGCAGAGCUGUAGCCCGUAUUCCCCGUGUGCGUGGUGGUGGUACUCACCGUUCCGGCCAGGGUGCUUUUGGAAACAUGUGUCGUGGAGGUCGCAUGUUUGCUCCCACCAAGACCUGGCGUCGCUGGCAUCGCAGGGUCAACAUCACCCAGAAGCGAUAUGCCAUCUGCUCUGCCCUGGCUGCUUCUGCCCUGCCUGCUCUGGUCAUGUCCAAAGGUCACCGCAUCGAGGAGAUCCCCGAGGUCCCACUGGUGGUCGACGACAAAGUUGAGGGAUACAAAAAGACCAAGGAGGCAGUGCUCCUGCUGAAGAAGCUAAAGGCAUGGAACGACAUCAAGAAGGUGUAUGCCUCUCAGCGCAUGCGUGCCGGUAAGGGUAAAAUGAGGAACCGCAGACGUAUCCAGCGCAAAGGACCAUGUAUCAUCUACAAUGAGGACAACGGCGUGUCACGGGCCUUCAGGAACAUCCCGGGCAUCACACUGCAGAACGUCAACAAACUUGACCUCCUGAAACUCGCCCCUGGUGGUCACGUUGGCCGUUUCUGCAUCUGGACCGAGAGCGCCUUCCGCAAACUGGAUGACCUCUAUGGUACCUGGCGCAAAGCUUCCACCCUGAAGGUGGACUACAACCUGCCAAUGCACAAGAUGACCAACACAGAUCUGAGCAGGAUCCUGAAGAGUGAGGAGGUUCAGAAGGCACUCCGUGCCCCCAAUAAAAAGAUUCAGCGCAGAGUUCUGAAGAAGAAUCCACUGAAGAACUUGAGAGUGAUGAUGAAGCUGAACCCAUACGCUAAGACAGUCCGUCGCCGUGCUAUCCUCGCACACAACCCAACCAUCAAAGCUAAGAUGCUGAAGCCCAAGACGAAACCCAAGAAGGCUGGAAAGGCUAAGAAGCCUGCAGACGCUCCCGCGCCCGCAGCCGAGUAAAGCCCUGCUCUCUCGCGCUCUGAGACUCAGCAAAUGACUUCAAAUAAAAAACAGUGGGGAAAAAAAA